AUGUCAAAAGUUACCGCCGCCGUCAAGGCAACCUUGGUCGGAACCCAGGAGGAGGAGCUUGCAGUGUCGCACCAGAUCAAGACCAACUUCAUACAACAUGCGCGCAAGGAUGAGAGCUCCGGAGAGCUCUACAUGACUGAGGUCGAGUUCGUUGAUGCUAUUGCGCCCAAACAUCAGGACUAUCACAAAAUUCGACGUGAUCAAUAUGGAAUCCUUUUCCACGUCGCAGAUCGAAGGAGAACGGGACGAAUCAAUUUGACCGACUGGGCCGCAUUCGAGAACCUUUUGGCAAAGCCCGACGCCGAAUACGAAAUCGCAUUCCGUUUGUUCGAUGUAGAUGGAACCGGCGCGAUCAAGUUUGAGACGUUCAAAAAGCUGUACGACCAGAACAAGGGAUUAGAAGCUAUCCCAUUCGAUUGGAACUCUGAUUGGGCCUCGUUGUAUAUUGGAAAGAAGAAAACCCGCCACGACAUGACCUAUCCUCAAUUCGCCCAGAUGCUUCGUGGACUUCAGGGAGAACGUAUUCGCCAGGCGUUCCAUCUGUUCGACAAGGAUGGUGAUGGAUAUAUUGCACCCGAAGACUUUCAGCGCAUUAUUCUUGAGACCUCGAAACACAAACUCUCCGACUACCUGCUAGAACACCUCCCUACCUUGUGCAACAUCUCGUCGGGUAGCAAAAUUUCCUACGCCAACGUUCGUGCUUUCCAGAAUAUCAUCAGGGAGAUGGAUAUAAUCGAUGUUAUUCUCCGGGAGGCGACCAAAAAGAGCUCGGAUGGAAAGAUCACCCGUACCGAAUUUCUCAAUGAGGCUGCUCGCAUCACACGUUUCUCGCAAUUCACACCUAUGGAGGCAGACAUUUUGUUUCACUUUGCAGGCUUGGAAGCUCCCAGCGGCAGACUGUCUCUGAAAGAUUUUGCAAAGGUCAUUGAUGCUUCAUGGCAAACGGCCGAUCAUGGCCUAGACGCCCUUUCUGGGGGAAUUGCGAAGGUGGAAGAAAGCGCCAAGUCCUUCAUGCAGAGUCUUCUCGAGUCCGCCCAUCACUUUGGUCUUGGAAGUAUUGCAGGUGCAUUUGGUGCGUUCAUGGUCUACCCCAUUGACUUGGUCAAGACCCGUAUGCAAAAUCAACGUAGUGCUCGACCGGGAGAGAAAUUGUACAACAACUCCAUUGAUUGCGCCAGAAAGGUCAUUCGAAACGAAGGUAUUGCUGGUUUAUAUUCCGGUGUUAUUCCGCAACUGAUUGGUGUUGCCCCUGAGAAGGCCAUCAAAUUGACGGUCAAUGACUUGGUUCGUGGUUAUGCUACCGAUAAGGAAACUGGCAAGAUUAAAUUACCUUGGGAGAUCUUGGCUGGUGCCUCUGCUGGUGCUUGUCAAGUCGUGUUCACCAACCCAUUGGAAAUCGUCAAGAUUCGUCUCCAGGUGCAAGGCGAGCUUGCAAAGAACGUAGAAGGAGCUCCUAAACGUUCUGCGAUGUGGAUAGUCCGAAAUUUGGGUCUUAUUGGAUUAUACAAGGGUGCUAGUGCCUGUCUUCUACGUGACGUCCCGUUUUCUGCUAUUUACUUCCCCACCUAUGCGCAUUUGAAAUCAGACUUCUUUGGAGAGUCCCCCACACAUAAGCUCGGUGUUUUGCAACUGCUCACGGCCGGUGCUAUCGCUGGUAUGCCUGCGGCGUACCUUACCACGCCAUGUGAUGUGAUCAAGACUCGUCUGCAGGUAGAAGCACGCAAGGGAGAAACCAAGUAUACCUCGUUGCGUCACUGCGCUUCUACCAUCAUGAAGGAGGAAGGAUUCAAGGCUUUCUUCAAGGGCGGCCCAGCUCGUAUUCUCCGAUCUUCUCCUCAGUUUGGUUUCACUCUAGCGGCCUAUGAAGUUUUGCAAAAGGCAUUGCCGUUGCCCGGAUCCGAGGAUCACGGCGUGCCUAUUUCCGCCGCCGACAGCUCCUCAGUGCCAUCAACAACUGCCCCACUUCCAUACCUUCGAUCAAGAAAUGCUUUGAAAUUGAUUCUUGAUCUUGACGAGAAUUUUGGUCGCAUCAAGGUGCCCGAAGGAGCCUCACUUCCCAAGAUCUUUGGUGGAUCUAAGCCAUAG
Molecule: messenger RNA, 2085 nt
Organism: Talaromyces marneffei
Lineage: Eukaryota; Fungi; Ascomycota; Eurotiomycetes; Eurotiales; Trichocomaceae
Exons: 4
Coding region: 1-2085 (694 amino acids)
Biological process (GO): L-glutamate transmembrane transport; malate-aspartate shuttle; aspartate transmembrane transport
Molecular function (GO): calcium ion binding; L-glutamate transmembrane transporter activity; L-aspartate transmembrane transporter activity
Source: RefSeq, a predicted model, not a curated record